Messenger RNA from Penicillium argentinense, 405 nucleotides. RefSeq lists its product as uncharacterized. The transcript has a single exon. The record is from RefSeq and is a predicted model, not a curated record. Lineage: Eukaryota; Fungi; Ascomycota; Eurotiomycetes; Eurotiales; Aspergillaceae. Bases 1 to 405 code for a protein of 134 amino acids.
AUGCAUCUCUCCAAGUCUCUUACAUUCGUCGUCUUUCUCACAAGCUUUGCCGAUUCCCAUCCUCAAACCGACAUGUCCAAAAGGGAUCUCAUUAAUCCCGACGACCCUUAUCUUUCGAAGGAUCAGCAAUGCACCUAUAAGGCAGAGUUCUCCGCCAUUUACAAGUUCAAUGUCGUCAUCAACGACGCUAAGGCAUUUACGAAGUACUAUUGUGGCCAUGGAUUCCUCGACAACAUGCAUGGAGAGGCCUGCACGGUCACAAACUGGGGGUGUAACUACGAUGGCGACAGCAUGAACGCAAAUUUCCAGACUGAUCUCGGGUGCGACCCAGGAGACAUUGAAAGCGCAAUCUCUAAAGCCUUCGGUGGGAAAUUCGUGCACUGCAACGAGUAUUUUCAUUUCUAA